Molecule: messenger RNA, 1528 nt
Organism: Morus notabilis
Lineage: Eukaryota; Viridiplantae; Streptophyta; Magnoliopsida; Rosales; Moraceae
Product: elongation factor Ts, mitochondrial
Exons: 9
Coding region: 95-1267 (390 amino acids)
Biological process (GO): mitochondrial translational elongation
Cellular component (GO): mitochondrial matrix
Molecular function (GO): protein binding; translation elongation factor activity
Source: RefSeq, a predicted model, not a curated record
AGCCAAAGGGGUUUAAGGGACUUCCGCUUCUUCGUUCAGUGCAAUCUCCAUUGUUUCACCAUCUCUUCUUUCAUAAAUCCAAGUUUGAGUUGAAAUGGCUUUCCGUGUUGGUGCAAAGCGGUCUCUUGAAACUGUCAUUUACAACAAUAGGAUCUUCAAGAGUAGUUGCAGCAGCAGUUCUGGGCACAAGUUUUCAACUUGGGCUUCCCAAUGGGGUUCUUUAGAGCAAGCCGCAGAAACCCAAAUCGCCGUUCUUGGUGAUAAGUCAUUUGGGUCUGUUAUUUUCUGCAGAAGAUUCGGUUCUGAAGCUUCAGCUGUUGAUCAAUUGGAUCUCAUAAAGCAGCUGAGGGAAAGGACAAGUGCUCCUAUCAAAGACGUCAAGGCUUCUCUCAUUGAUUGCAAUUGGGACAUUGAGGCUGCUCAGAAGGACUUGAGGAAAAGAGGGAAAGUAUUGGCAUCGAAGAAGUCGUCUCGUACUGCCGCAGAGGGAUUGCUUGCGCUAGCGCAGAAUGAGACCAAAGCUGCUCUCAUUGAACUCAACUGUGAGACUGACUUUGUAGCUAGAAAUGAAAUAUUUCAGUACUUGGCUUUAGCUUUGGCGAAGCGAGCUUUGCUAAUUAACAAUCCUUCUCAGCCAUCUUCUGAGGUCCUUCCUGUUGGACCUGAGCAUUUGGAGGAGCUUACGUUAAAUCUUGAACAUCAAAAACUGUCUGGCGAAACAACAAUUCAGAAUGCAAUUACUGAACUAGCUGCAAUUAUGGGUGAAAACGUUAAAUUAAGGAGGGGUUUUGUGAUAUCUGCAUCUCCAAAUGGUGUUUUGUCAACCUACCUCCAUACAAGUCCUCAACCAGGUUUGGGUCGGAUCGCUGGAGUUUUAUCUCUUGAAGUGGAGGAUGGAAAUCUUCAAUCAGAAGCUCUUCAGCAGACUGGAUCACAAUUGGCCAUGCAUGUAGUGGCAGCAAAGCCUCAAUUUCUGACAAAGGAACUUGUGUCUUCUGAUGCAUUAGAGAAUGAGCGAGAUAUUCUUAAGUCUCAGGCUGAAAGUUCUGGGAAGCCUCAGGUAGCCAUAGAAAAAAUGGUAGAAGGUCGCUUGCGCAAAUAUUAUGAGGAUGUUGUUCUUAUGGAGCAGAAGUUUAUUGUUAAUGACACAAUCAACGUCAAGACAUUAUUAGACAAUCUAUCGAAAGAAGUUGGAUCACCUGUUAAGAUUGGGAGCUUCUUCAGGAUGGAAGUUGGUGAAGGAAUUCAACGGCUAGAAACGCCCUGAAGCUGUUUAAUUUAUGAAGGCGCUUCAUAUACAACGCGUUGCAGUCAUUGUUAAUUGCAAAUUUUUAUUUUUUUUACGGGAAAAAAUAACUUAUUCCUUUCUGAAAGCACAUAAUAACAGAGAUCUGAUGGGACUAGUUUGGUCUUUGUUCUGUCCUGUACUGGCCAUCUGAUCCUGCAAGUAGAAACUUUAAUCAUGUACUAGAUUUGAUUUGAGCUAGUUUAAGGAUCAUAUAUAAAUUUGCUCAUGGAGAUUCUUGUA